Molecule: messenger RNA, 1016 nt
Organism: Cornus florida
Lineage: Eukaryota; Viridiplantae; Streptophyta; Magnoliopsida; Cornales; Cornaceae
Exons: 6
Coding region: 218-724 (168 amino acids)
Source: RefSeq, a predicted model, not a curated record
GAGUCUUAUUUGAGUAAACCUGAUCAAUCGUAUGUGAUCUUCACGUGCUCUGUUUCUGUUCUGCUUUACUACGGCUCUGUUUAUCCCUGCAAAUCUUAUCUACCUCUCGUUUUUUUUUCCUCAAUUUGGUUCUUUGUAAAAGUCGAAGAGUUCCUAAUAGAGGUAGUUUUGUUUGUUUGUUGGUUGCCUUUUGUGAAAGGCAAAAGGAAACAGAGAAAUGGAAAAUAAGGAGCAACCAAAAUCUUCUUCUUCAUCAUCAUUUUCAUCAUUUACUGCUGAUCUCUUUGGAGACCAAGAACCCACAUCGCCUUCAUCCUCCGCCGGAAUUUUUGCUUCGAUUUUUCCACCGCCGUCGACGGUUCUGAGAAGGAACCCUAUAAGCUCAAGUAUGACUGAAUCUUUGCUAAAUCAGUCCUCAGGGAAUCAGGUGUGGAACACCAAACAAGGAACUCCAGACAAUAUGGCUAAGAAUGGCGAAGGUGCAAGCAAUAGCCUACCCAACAAAGACAGGAGUUUAAAUUUUCAGGAAAGACUAGAACCAUGUCCUCUAAGUUCAUCUAUCUACUACGGUGGGCUAGAAGAUAUGUAUGUGCUUUCCUCAAGUUCUCAAAUCCCAGGAUCACAGCCCAUAUUCAAGAAAGCUGCGGGAGAUGAUGAUCCCAAUGGAAACAAUCAAAACAGUGCUUGUCGGGGAAAUUGGUGGCAAGGGUCGCUUUACUAUUAAGAGUUUCGCUCCCCAGGCAUGUGAAUUCUCCAUAUAAUCACCAAGGAAUUCAUAAAGUUUUGGAAGCCGUUUGAAUUGCCUUCCAUUUUUUUUUUUUUUGUGGGAUUUUGAUACGGUUUAGGUAGCCGGGGGUUUUUGUCAUGGGUUCUUCCAGGCACACUACACAACCUUGAUGUGAACUGUUUUUUUUUUUGGGUCUUUGUUUUGUUUUUCUUUCUUUUUCCGAGGAUUUUUGAGACUCUGUAGCGCUUGUUACAAUUAUCUAAUAAACUAUUAUAUGGAGUUAAAAAUC